AUGGCAAAACGAGUAAUAAGCAAUCCAGCCGUAUUCAACAUCAUCACGCGAUAUAUCCUAAACUGCAACAACGACUACGAUGUCGGCAACUGUGAGUGGUCUGACGGAUCCCGAUCAGACAUUGUACUCGUUCCCAAGGCCACCACACUCGAUUUACCCCCUCUGAUAAUCGAGAUCCAACAACGUGUGGACGUCAAAUUCAUGAAACGAGUGAUAAAAUACGCCCUCGAGGCUUACAAACGCUAUCAACGCGAUCCAAUCAUCCUUAUCAUUUGUGUUGAUACGGUGCACGAUGAUGUUAUGACUUUGAGUCAACCAUCUGAUGUCACGGGUUGUGUCGACAUUCCUUGCGCGUUAUGGGCAUCAAAGUGUAUCUUGGCUUGCGAUGAAAGCCUUAAAUCUUGCAAUCAAGUAACGCCUCUGCAGCCAUUUAUCUCCCUUUGUCUGUUCUUUACCAAAAAUGCGCCAUCAAUCAACGACACAUGUUGGAGCACGGAUACAACCAUGCAGCUAUUGUAUGGCUUGGCGAAGGAUCACUAUGACAGCAUCAUUGGUAAUGAGCAACACCUAUACGAAGCACUGCAACAAACGAUCGAGGAACAGCAGCGUGAAUAUAAUAGUUUGCGUGAUAUGAUAGCAAGGCAGGCGCCGAUGAACGAACUUGAAUCAAUAAUCAUUACUGCUCAAGAAAGGAAUGCGACUUUGAAGCGGAAGUAUGACCAAAUGACAAGCAGCACAAGUGAUGAAGUGCCAUCAAGUGACCAAAUACAAUCACAACCAAGUAAUAGCACUAAUACCGAAGUGGAGUCACAAUCUGAAACGAUGUUCCAAAAGGCAAUGGCAUACGUUGAUGACUUUGCCGAAAAACGACGAUCAAAAGGAUACACGCAGAUGGACUGGGUAACUUGUUAUAACGAAGGCACCAAAGCAGGAAUAUUCGAUUACAAGAACAAGGAUGUACUCAGAAGUUUGUAUACAAGAUAUACAAAAGAUAAAUAA
This is a messenger RNA of Lichtheimia ornata, 999 nucleotides long. RefSeq lists its product as uncharacterized. The coding region runs from base 1 to 999 and encodes 332 amino acids. NCBI's taxonomy places the organism in Eukaryota, Fungi, Mucoromycota, Mucoromycetes, Mucorales, Lichtheimiaceae. The record is from RefSeq and is a predicted model, not a curated record. The transcript has a single exon.